AUGGAGUUGUACGAACGAAGAGCUUUGCGCCAGAGGAAUGUUGAGGGAAUGGGCACGAUUACCAAACCUCAGGAUGCCAAAUCAAGAGAUAUUUCGUUAUCGCGCACUCAAGCAAGCCCAGAUCUGCCUAGUUCUAAAACAUCAACAACGGCAUGCACAACGCCCAUACUGACUACCGGGACAACGCCACCAUGCGGUUCUCCACCAGCGUGGGCAUCAAAUCGACCGGAACUUUGUGAUGCUCUGCCUUGGUUCCGUUCGCUGCAGGGUGGCUGCUACUUUCUUGAUGGUUACUGUUGGGGGUUUCUCGUCGAUGCUGACAGUGGAAGCCAGGCAUACUUGGACGAUGAAAUUAUUAUUACUCGAAUUGGAGGUGGGUGUGAAAAGAACAAAAAUGGCGAAUUGGUUCAGACAAAGCCGCAUACCGGGUCUGGAACCAUUUUUGAUGCUCUGAUGAAUUCCAUGAAGCACGAAAUACCAGUAGGCAUGAUCAUUGGCAACAAAAACUCUAUAUGUCCUACGAAGGUUCCCCAUCGGUACAAUGUGAUGGACCUUUUUCGAAUCACCAACAUCUGGUUUGAGAAAGUAGACAAGAUGCCGGCUGCUAGAAUACGGUUUGAGAAGCUGGAUCUAGAUAGCAAAAGCUGGUGGGCUCCGGAAAACUCAAAUGAUCCGAUUCCCAUACGUCAGCGUAUCUCUAUCGCGCCGAUCGAUGGCCCAACCUGCAAAUCGUGCUCGAGUACAAGCCCUCGGGUUUAUCAGGAGGGCUGGAUGUGUCUGCGGCCUUUCUGCAAUCAGUUCUGGCGGGUGAACGGGUCUUCGCCAUCGAAAACAUUGACCUACCACCCCCUAUUUCUCAGGAUGAGGACUCAACAGAAACAACCGGUUCGAGCUCCUUGUAGCCUGGUCCCGGAUCUACUUUCUACAUUUUUGAAAGAAGACACCGACCUCACAUCGGCACGUGUUACAUGGAAAGGAAUUGUGUGUCCCAAGUGCAGACGAUGCAUUUCCAGAAAGUACUGGAGAGGGUGGAUUUGCGAAACGGAAGGCUGUGACUUUAAGUACCAAUUCUCUAUGACUCGAGUAUCGCUGAGAUCCGUGCUUCCAGAGCUCGAGAUGGGCCCCGUUGGCCAUCGGCUCCCACGCAAAGGCAAAGGAAACAAAACAGCUCCAGUGGUUCAUUACAUGAAGAACUACAGGAAAGACAUGUUCCAGAUCCCUGGUGUGGGUCUAAUUACACAUUUUGCUGCGAAUAAUACAGUUAAUUAUCGCGAAAGAGGCCCAAAUGAUCUAUUUAAAAUGUUGCAAGAGGAGGAUCUUGGCCUACGACGGUAUCCCCUUCAGCAGAGCGUCGGCAUGUUGGCUGGAACUCUGACUUCACACUUUGCUGUUAACUAUGGAAUGCCAUAUAAAUACGUUGUGAGCGUCGAUUCUAGGCCUUUUAACACAGCUCCCUCCGUAAUUCUUGCUGCUCUCGGACGUCUUACUUGGGCUACCCAGAAGACUGUGAAUGAGGAUGAAUUUCAGAGACCUAAUGAGCUGUUAACCCUGGGAUAUUUUGAGGACAUGUCAAUCGGGUAUCAUGAUGACGGGGAGUCGUCUUUGGGACCAACAAUCGCCACCCUUUCUCUGGGUGGAAAAGCCACCAUGUCUAUCCGCAUGAAGGCCAAAUACUAUCAUGGGUGUAGCAGAGCAGGCAAACUUGUUGUAGAUGAUCCUGUGCUUCCUGGCUGUCUGAUGUACGAACAGAGAGUCGAGCUUCAACGGAAGCUAAAGGAUGGCGAGAUCUCUUUAUCUCACUAUGAGGACAGCCUCCAAAGACUCCUGAAACGAAAGGCGAAACGAAAACAUGAUGAAGAGCAGAUGGACGGAGUCAACAAAAAGGAAUCUUCUCCAUUCUGCGUACUACAGCUUAAUCAUGGCGAUAUGGUCGUGAUGCAUGGUCCUAAUUUGCAAAAGUAUUAUGAGCAUGCAGUCGUUCCUGAAGGUAAACUUCGCUUUGCGAUGACCGCAAGAUAUGUGAAACCGGAUCAAGUUGAUCCGUCGGAACACUGGAAGGGAGACUUUGUCCCGAAUCCUGAAUUCGAUUACGCCGGAGACGAAUAA
Messenger RNA from Paracoccidioides brasiliensis Pb18, 2106 nucleotides. RefSeq lists its product as uncharacterized. The transcript is spliced from 7 exons. Bases 1 to 2106 code for a protein of 701 amino acids. The record is from RefSeq and is a predicted model, not a curated record. Gene Ontology annotation, biological process: DNA repair.